Molecule: messenger RNA, 5271 nt
Organism: Phyllostomus discolor (pale spear-nosed bat)
Lineage: Eukaryota; Metazoa; Chordata; Mammalia; Chiroptera; Phyllostomidae
Product: protein Shroom2-like
Exons: 10
Coding region: 204-5183 (1659 amino acids)
Biological process (GO): actin filament organization
Cellular component (GO): cortical actin cytoskeleton; adherens junction; apical junction complex
Molecular function (GO): actin filament binding
Source: RefSeq, a predicted model, not a curated record
UCCCGCCGCCAGUCAUCCCGGCUGCCUCCCGGCCCGGCCGGCACUUUCCUCUCAAGUUGCAGCGCAAGUUCGCCUGUGGCUGGCGGCAGGGAGGGCGCGCGGAGCCUCCUCGCCCACGGCCAGGCGGGGCUCCCCAAGUGCAUGGGCGCGGGCCGGGAGGGCCCGGGGGGCUGAGGAGCCGCGCAGCCCCCGCGCCCCGCACCAUGGAGGGCCCCGAGCCCCGCGCACGGCCCGAGCGCCUGGCCGAGGCCGAGGCGCGGACGGCCGACGGCGGGCGCCUGGUGGAGGUGCAGCUGAACGGCGGCGCCCCGUGGGGCUUCACCCUGAAGGGCGGCCGCGAGCACGGCGAGCCGCUGGUCAUCACCAAGAUUGAGGAGGGAAGCAAAGCCGCCGCGGUGGACAAGUUACUGGCCGGAGACGAGAUCGUGGGCAUCAACGACAUCGGACUCUCAGGGUUUCGGCAGGAAGCCAUUUGCCUGGUGAAGGGGUCCCAUAAGACCCUGAAGCUGGUGGUGAAAAGGAGGAAUGAGCUGAGCUGGCGGCCUCACUCCUGGCACGCCACCAAGUUCUCCGACAGCCACGCCGAGACGUCUGCCUGUCAGCUUCCCUCUGCCGGCGCCUGCCCUUCCUGGCACGGCCGACACCACGCCAGCUCCUCCUCCCAGGACCUGUCGGGCGCGUGGGAGCCCACGACCCUGCAGCGCAGCUCGGGACACUUCAGCUCCCUGGGCAGCGUGGACAGCCUGGACCAGCCCUCCUCGCAGCCCUAUGCCUCGGGCCGCCUGUCCUCGGCCAAGUCCAACAGCAGCAUCGACCGCCUGGGCGGCCCGAGCAAGCGCGACUCGGCCUACGGCUCCUUCUCCACCAGCUGCAGCACGCCCGACCACACCUUGCCCAAGGCCGACGCCGCCUCCACGGAGAACAUCCUCUACACCGUGGGGCUGUGGGAGGCCUCCCGGCCGGCGGGUGGCCGACAGGACCCCCCGGGCCCGGAGGAGAGGCUCGGGCCCUUGGCGCCCAGGGCGCCCCGGGAGAGCAGCAGGAGCCCCUGGCCGGAGGACGGGCCGGAGCCCAAGCUGCCCCCGGCAGGGAGGUCCAGCUUCGGGCCGGUCUGGUACGUUCCGGAUAAGAAGAAAGCCCCGGCGUCCCCGCCGCCGCCCCCGCCCCCUCUGCGCAGUGAUAGCUUCGCGGCCACCAAGAGCCACGAGAAGGCCCAGGGCCCUGCGUUUGCAGAGGCCGCCGCCGCGCAGCAGCACUUGGCGGGCCUGACGCGGGCUCAGCCCCGCGGCGACUGGAGAGCGGAGCCCGCCGAGGCCCAGCGCCGGCCGGCGGCACGCCCCGGAGACGGCAGGAGACCCGGCAGCUCGGGCUGCGCCGCCGACGCGCCGCUGGACUGCGGGUGGCUGUCCACCGGCCACGGGGCCGCCAGCCGGCUGCAGGCCUCUCUGUCCAGCACCGACGUGCGCUUCCCGCCGUCGCCCUACGGGUGCCAGCACCCGCGCCAGUACAGCGACGACAGCCCCUUCUUGCACGAGGGCCCCGGGGCCACCGCGGGGCAGGGAGGGCAGCUGCGCCGGGUCCUCGCUGGGGUUCGGCCGGAGGCUCCCGCCCAGCGCUUCCAGGACGACAACCCGUCUCAGGCCUGGUGGCCGCAUGCUGCUGACCGGAAAGGGGACAGCGGUGGGCAGAGCCAUCCCCGCUCCGGGGCUACAAGGCAGGGUCUCCUCGGGGGUCCUCAGCUAUCGCAGCUCCGGGACGGCUACUGGCGCUGCGGCUCUCCUCUGGGCGCCCCCGACGGUCCCGCCCCACACCUGGCGGGCCAGAAGCCCCGCGGUCCCUUCCCGCAGCCGGAGGAUGCUCAGGGGAGGGAGAGGGCUGACCCAGGGGCCAGAGGGGUGGGGAGCUGCCCCUCGGGAACGGAGGAGCCCCCGGGGGCCGGCCACGGCCACGGCGCCACCGUGAAGCAAGCGGCGGACGCCUUCAAGUGGGCGGACGGCGACAGCGGCAAGAUCUCGGCUCACAAGACGCCGCUGCUGCACUCGCUGGCCCAGGAGGGCAGCCGGCGGCCCGCGGAGGGCCAGGAGGGGGGCGCGGACAGGCUGCCGCCGUUCGACGCCCAGGUGGGCAAGCCCGCGCGGAGGAGCGACCGGUUCGCCACCACGCUGCGGAACGAGAUCCAGCAGCGGCGAGCCAGGCUGCAGAAGAGCAAGAGCACCGUGGCGCUGGCCGGGCCCGACCAGGCCGAGGCCGAGGCCGAGGGAGAGGCCAGCGGCGGCUGGCGCGGGGCCGCCGUGCCGGGGCCGUCUUUCCCGGGCACCUACAAGGACCACCUGAAGGAGGCGCAAGCGCGCGUCCUCAGGGCCACGUCGUUCAAGCGCCGCGACUUGGACCCCAGCCCCGCGGAGCGUUAUGCGGGGUCCCCAGAACCCAGGGCCGCGAGCCACCGCCCGGAGCCCGCCCCCGUGCCCCACGCGUGGGAGGCGGGCCCCGCCCGGCCGCCCUCCUGCGCGGGCGGCGCGCCCCAGGUGGCCCGCAUCGGGGGCCGCAGGCGGUUCACGGCGGAGCAGAAACUGAAGUCCUACUCGGAGCCGGAGAAGAUGAACGAGGUGGGGCUCUCCGGGGGUGGCCGCGCCCGCCCGCACCCGCACCCCGAGGACGCUGUGGGCACCUUCGCUGACAGGUGGAAGUUUUUUGAGGAAACCAGCAGGCCGGUGGCGCAGAGGGCCGGCCCGCGGCAGGUGCUCCCCGGGGGCCCGAAGGAGAAGCUGGACCGGCCGUGGGGCGCCAGCCACGGGGACCAGGGCCCUGAGCUCCGGCCCCAGGGGAGGGCCCACACCACUUCCUUCGGAGAAACCGCCGCUGGCGGCCCCAGGAGGGUGGGAAAGGCGGGGACGCUGGAGGAAGCACCGCAGAGGCUGGGAACCUUCGCGGAGUACCAGGCCUGCUGGAGGACGCAGCGCAGGGGCCCGGACGCCAGGGCCUCGGGGCGGUACCACUCGGCCGACGACAUCCUGGACGCGAGCCUGGGCCCACGCGAGCCGCUGCGGCACGUGCACGAGCGCUCGCGGUCGUCGCCAUCCACGGAGCUGUACAAACAGGAAGCGCCUGUGGAGCCACGGCGACAAGCAGAGGACCCUGGGGAGCACAGAGGACUGGCCUCCGCAGUCCCGGAUGAGGAGCGGUGUCCGGCCCCAAGACAAGCAGAUGCCCAGGGUCCAGAAGUCAGCCCAGCAGCACGCCGGGACGCGCGGCACCCGGCCCGGGGCUCUGAGCCGUCCCAUGCCCAGGACGCCGCGGAGGCGCCCCACGAGGGCCGCAACAGAGCGGGCACCCUCCCGUGUGACUACAGAUACUCAGAGGACCACAGCCCUGCACACCCACUGCCCCCGCCGCCACCACCACCGGGCCCAGGAUCCCAAACUCAAGGCGGCCUCUCGGCCCCGCCCACUCGAGGGCCGGACCCCCGGCCUGUGAGCGCAGCAUCCCUUGCCAAGCGGCCAGCUCCGCAGAGGCCGCCGCCACCCAAGCGCGAGCCAAGACAUUUCAGGGGACCCGCCGGUGCCAUUCCCACGGGCGCACCUGCGGCCAAUCACCUGGCCGCGCCUGGCAGGCCCCUCCCCACGCCGUCCCCUGAGGCCCUGGAGGUGUGUGCGGACCGCCUGGCCCUCCCCCGCAGCCCCGGUGCCCUGGCGGAGAAGCUGAGCGGUGCCCAGCGCGCAGACGCCGCCCCGAAGCCCGCAGCCGCGGAGCUGGACCGGCAUGUAGAGGAGCACCCAGCCUGCCCCCAGCGGGAAGCCCCGACCCCUCCCAAGGCCCGGCCCCCGCAGACGUCCAGCAUGGAGACCUCGCGCUCCCCUUCUCCUCAGUUCGCCCCCCAGAAGCUGACGGACAAACCUCCCCUGCUCAUCCAGGACGACGGGUCCACCAGGAUCGAGCGGCUGAUAGACAACACCACGGUGAAGAUGGUGCCCAUCAAGAUCGUGCACUCAGAGAGCCAGCCGGAGAAGGAGAGCCGCCAGGGCCUGGCGCGCGCCCCCGCCGAGCCACCCGCGCUGCCCAGCGGGUUGGAGCGCGACCAGAUCAAGACGCUGAGCACCUCGGAGCAGUCCUACUCACGCUUCUGCCUGUACAGCCGCCCGGGCGCCGAGCCCGAGCCCCGCGCCCCGCCGCCGCCACCCCCGCCGCCCUCAGCGCCCGGCGGCCCUGACGGCCGCGCCUCCCCGCCGGCGCUCAGCUACGUGAAGGCCAGGGAGCGCACGGCGGAGGACCUGAAGUCGGAGGAGCUGGCCCGGGAGAUUGUGGGGAAGGACAAGUCCCUGGCCGACAUCCUGGACCCCGGCGUGAAGAUGAAGACCACCAGGGACCUCAUGGAGGGCAUCUUCCCCAAGGACGAGCACCUCCUGGAGGAGGCUCAGCAACGCAGGAAGCUGCUCCCCAAAGUCCCCUCGCCCAGGACCACGGAGGAGAAGAGAGAGGAGCCCAGUGUGCCGGCGGCCGCGUUCCUGGCCACCAAUUCCACCUACUACAGCACGUCGGCCCCCAAGGCGGAGCUGCUGAUUAAGAUGAAGGAUCUGCAGGAGCAGCAGGAGCCCGAAGAGGACUCCUCGGGCAGCGACUUGGACCACGACCUGUCCGUGAAGAAGCAGGAGCUCAUCGACAGCAUCAGCCGCAAGCUGCAGGUGCUCCGGGAAGCGCGCGAGAGCCUGCUGGAGGACAUCCAGGCCAACAACGCCCUCGGGGACGAGGUGGAGGCCAUCGCCAAGGACGUCUGCAAGCCCAACGAGUUCGACAAGUUCCGGAUGUUCAUCGGGGACCUGGACAAGGUGGUGAACCUCCUGCUGUCCCUGUCGGGCCGCCUGGCCCGGGUGGAGAACGCCCUCAACAAUUUGGACGACAGUACUUCCCCUGGGGAUCGGCAAUCGCUGCUGGAGAAGCAGCGGGUCCUCGUGCAGCAGCACGAGGACGCCAAGGAGCUGAAGGAGAACCUGGACCGCCGGGAGCGCCUGGUGUUCGACAUCCUGGCCAGCUACCUGAGCGACGAGAGCCUGGCGGACUACGAGUACUUCGUGAAGAUGAAGUCGGCCCUCAUCAUCGAGCAGCGGGAGCUGGAGGACAAGAUCCACCUGGGCGAGGAGCAGCUCCGGUGCUUGGUGGACAGCCUGCAGCCCGACAGGGGCAAAUGACCGGGUCCUCGCCGGCGGGGUGUGGACACACGGGGCCUUGGUGCUGCAGUCCCCCGGGCUGCGUGCGGAAGCACGGCCUGUGUGUGUG